UUGAAAUUCUUUCUUCUUUUAGAAGGCAUCAAUUAUUUUGCCUGUUUUGUCUAUAACGGGAACAACCCCAUCACCAAAGGAAGGAGAAUUCGAUGCUCUAUCUGAUUCUGUGAUUGGAAUGCAAGCAUAUUGAUUGGCCACUUGACAUUGUUACCCUUUUGAUUUGAAUGCAAGACUAGUUUAAUUGGCCACAACACAAUCUUUGUUUUGUACUUUGAUCUUGGGACAAUCAUCAUUGAUUUGAUUUUCCCAUUAAGGUAAAAAAAAUUGGUUUUGAUGGGUGUUUCGGUUGAUUCACCGUCACAAAAGGGUUCAUGGGAUUUCUUGAAGUUUUUAACUAGGAGGAAGCAGGUUGAUUCUCCACGUAGGAACUCUCAGCCUCUGCUUGCCAGGGAGUUAACUGUGCUUCAUCUCAUUGCAGUUGGUGUUGGUUCAACAAUUGGUGCUGGAGUGUAUGUGCUGGUGGGAGCGGUUGCACGGGAGCAUGCAGGACCGGCUUUGGCCAUUUCUUUUCUGAUUGCUGGAUUAGCAGCUGGUCUCUCUGCAUUUUGCUAUGCAGAGUUGGCUAGUCGCUGCCCUUCUGCUGGAAGUGCAUACCACUAUACAUACAUUUGUCUUGGGGAAGGUGUUGCUUGGUUGAUUGGCUGGUCUUUGUUAUUGGAAUAUACAAUUGGUAGUGCUGCAGUUGCUCGUGGCGUGACCCCCAAUUUGGCUGCACUUUUUGGUGGUGCGGACAAUUUACCCAUAUUUUUGGCCCGACAGCAUAUUCGUGGAAUAGAUAUUGUUGUGGACCCAUGUGCAGCAAUCCUGGUAUUACUUGUUACUGGACUCUUAUGCGUGGGGAUCAAGGAGAGUACAGUGGUACAAGGCAUAGUGACAGCAGUGAAUGUAUGUGCAUUGCUUUUUGUUAUAGCAGCUGGUGGUUACUUGGGAUUCAAGUCUGGAUGGGUUGGAUAUGAACUUCCAAUAGGAUUUUUCCCCUUUGGGAUUAAUGGGAUGCUGGCUGGUUCUGCUACAGUAUUCUUUGCAUAUAUUGGUUUUGAUGCAGUUGCCAGUACUGCUGAAGAGGUUAAAAAUCCUCAACGAGAUUUACCCCUUGGUAUUGGUGGUGCAUUGUUUAUUUGUUGUGGGAUAUAUAUGAUGGUGUCCAUUGUUUUAGUUGGUUUAGUACCUUAUUAUGCAAUUGAUCCAGAUACCCCAAUAUCAUCUGCAUUUGCUAAUCAAGGGAUGGAAUGGGCAGCUUACAUUAUAAAUGCUGGUGCUUUCACAGCUCUCUGCUCAGCAUUGUUGGGAGGGAUACUUCCCCAGCCACGAAUUCUGAUGUCUAUGGCAAGGGAUGGGCUUCUGCCACCUUUUUUUUGUGAUAUAAAUAAGCAGACUCAGGUUCCCGUUAAGGGCACAAUAGCUACUGGCGUUGUGGCUUCAUUCUUGGCUUUUUCUAUGGAAGUCUCUCAACUAGCAGGAAUGGUUAGUGUGGGUACGCUUUUAGCAUUCACCAUGGUGGCAAUUUCUGUGUUGAUCCUAAGAUAUAUCCCUCCAGACGAAGUCCCAUUGCCUCCAUCUCUCCAGGAUUCAAUUGCUUCAGUGUUAAAGCGGUACAGAUUGAGCAAUGCAGAGACAAAUGUGGAAUAUGCAGAUGCAAAUGUUGUUUCUUCUGAGUACAGAAAACCUUUAAUUAUUAAGGAGGAUGUUUCAAUUGAUUUUCCUAAACAUCUUGCUGUAGGAAACCAUCUAAAUGAAGGUGAUAAGCGAAGAGUUGUUGGGUGGAUCAUAGCAUUCAUAUGCUUAGGGGAGUUUGUCCUUAUAUAUGCAGCUUCAGAUUUUACUCUUCUUAGUUCUGUUCGCUUCGCAUUAUGUGGAAUUGGCGGUGCUACUCUUCUGUGUGGUUUUGUUUUACUGACCUGUAUAGAUCAAGAUGAUGCAAGACAUGACUUUGGGCACUCUGGAGGUUUCAUUUGCCCAUUUGUGCCACUGCUUCCCAUAGCUUGCAUUCUCAUCAAUUCCUACUUACUAGUUAAUCUUGGAGAUGGCACAUGGUUCCGUGUUUCUAUAUGGCUGGCAACAGGACUACUAGUUUAUGUGUUCUAUGGCCGAACCCAUAGCUCUCUAAAGGAUGCAAUUUAUGUGCCAGCAAAGCAAGUGGAUGAAAUUUACCAGAAUUACAGAAGCUGUCUUGCUUAAUCUCUGCAAACAAAAUUUGGCUGAUUCUGUGUGUGCCUGUGGGGAGAUUGCUUGCAUCCCAAGCCAAAGAAAAUGUUGCAGCUCCCCCAGUUGAACAUGUAUUCCCUGUACAGGAAGUGCUUCUCCAGCUUAGGGUCAUGUAUUUAAUUUGUUUUCUUCUAGAGAAGAAUGUCAUUGUGGUAUGCCUUGAAUUAUAUCUCAUUUAUUCCCCAUUGUGUACAAUUUGUAUGAUAUAUCUUGUGUGACAGUGUGAGUGAGUGACUUGGGGCAUGUUCAAGAAAAUGUAAAUAUAGUUUGAAAUUUGUAAUUUAAAUUUUCUUAAUUAUUCAAUCCUUUCAUUU
Molecule: messenger RNA, 2522 nt
Organism: Glycine soja
Lineage: Eukaryota; Viridiplantae; Streptophyta; Magnoliopsida; Fabales; Fabaceae
Product: cationic amino acid transporter 2, vacuolar-like
Exons: 14
Coding region: 277-2181 (634 amino acids)
Biological process (GO): amino acid transport; transmembrane transport
Cellular component (GO): membrane
Molecular function (GO): amino acid transmembrane transporter activity
Source: RefSeq, a predicted model, not a curated record